AGGUCAACCCGACGUCUUCCUCACCUCCACGGAAAUCGCGACGGCACAACACCCGGCCGUCCAGCUCUUCGGAGGAAACUCGGCCAAGAAGGAAGAGCCGUCCACGGGUCGUAUCGGUGGUAACGAUACCUCCAGCUGAGCACGUGGUCAUCCGCCACCGCAAGGAUCAUAGGCGUCCUCCGCAUCCGCAGGAACAGCCGCUCCAGGAAGAGCUAAUAAUUCCGACCACGCCGCCACGGGCGAUAACUCCUGAUUACCCGCUCGCGGAACUACCUCCGCUAAUCCGAGACGAACAACCCGUUUCGCCAACUACAGCGGCGACUCCUCCAGCCGGAACUGACCACCACGAGACUGCCGUAACGUGGGAAUUACAACGCCUAACACUUCAGCCACCACGGUUCAGUCGACCACGGCAUCCACCUCUCGAACUUCUGGACCCGCAGAGUUCACGUCCAAUAUCGCCACGGUCCAACAUCGUCACAGCGGACAAGUGGACACAGACUAGCUCCUACGCCACAGCACGGAGGCAGAAACAGCAGGGCCAACCAAAACCACGAGCUCCGCUUACUGAAACCAAGCAGCUCUUGUAA
Molecule: messenger RNA, 590 nt
Organism: Vollenhovia emeryi
Lineage: Eukaryota; Metazoa; Arthropoda; Insecta; Hymenoptera; Formicidae
Product: transcription factor SPEECHLESS-like
Exons: 1
Source: RefSeq, a predicted model, not a curated record